ACUUUUGAUUGCCCACUCUCACUUCGAACCGGUGUCAACAAACAACAACAACAUCCCCGAAAUAGAAACGACGCCCUGGUUGCCGUGCUCUUUAAAAACAAAACCCGUUGAGCUGAAAAACACAAGCCCUUGUCAAGUCCCUUAAAACCAAAUUUCAUCUUUUUGACGUCAGUUUUUGACUCCUCCGGGGGCUGCUGCUGUCCCGGGAUACUCCGGUGCUUUGCUGUAGCCCGUUGCUCAGCUAAGCCCUACCGAGGCUAACCGGUGCUAACUUCUCACAAGGACGGAGAUUUUUCCAUUUACCGACCGACUCCUGCUGCUGUUCGCCACAGGAGAGAACCCUCCCCGGGAAAAGAGGAGGUCGGUGCAGACGGUGGGGGUGGUGGAGGUAUGACUGCGUUGGCGGGGUCAGUACCCAGGAUGAUGCGACCCACGCUGGCUCAGAACUACCCCCGCAGCGGCUUCCCACUGGAAGUGUCUACCCCGCUGGGUCAAGGCCGAGUCAACCAGCUCGGAGGGGUUUUCAUCAACGGCAGACCUCUGCCCAACCACAUCCGACACAAGAUCGUGGAGAUGGCCCACCACGGGAUCAGGCCGUGCGUCAUCUCCCGACAGCUCCGGGUCUCCCACGGCUGCGUGUCCAAAAUCCUGUGCAGGUACCAGGAGACGGGCUCUAUCAGACCCGGAGCCAUCGGAGGCAGCAAACCCAAGCAGGGAACAACGCCGGACGUCGAGAGGAGAAUAGAGGAAUACAAGCGGGAAAACCCGGGUAUGUUUAGCUGGGAGAUUCGGGAUAAAUUACUGAAGGAUGGGAUAUGUGACCGCAACAACGUCCCUUCAGUGAGCUCCAUCAGUCGCAUCAUGAGGACUAAGUUUGGGGGGAAAGGCGAGGAAGAAGAAGAGGAAGACGAGUUGGAGAAGAAGGAGCUGGAGGACAGUGAACGGAGAGCCAAACACAGCAUUGAAGGCAUCUUGGGAGACAGAUCGAGUCACUCAGACGAAGGCUCGGACGUGGAGUCAGAACCAGAUUUGCCACUGAAGAGGAAACAGCGGCGCAGUCGAACCACCUUCACAGCCGAGCAGCUGGAGGAGCUGGAGAGGGCCUUUGAGAGAACCCACUACCCAGACAUCUACACCAGGGAGGAGCUGGCUCAGAGGGCCAAGCUCACUGAAGCCAGGGUACAGGUAUGGUUCAGCAACAGGCGAGCGCGGUGGAGGAAGCAAGCUGGAGCCAAUCAGCUGAUGGCAUUCAACCACCUGAUCCCAGGUGGAUUCCCCCCCACAGCCAUGUCCAGCAUCCCGCCGUACCAGCUCUCUGACAGCACGUACUCGCCGUCAUCUAUAGCACAGGUGUCUGAGCCUCCCAGCACGGUGCACCGUCCCCAGCCCCUGCCUCCUUCCUCUGGCCAUCAGGCCUCCGCUGGUGGAGGGCAGGCAGAUGCUAGCUCUGCCUACUGCCUCGCCUCCGGACGCCACUCCUUCUCAGGCUACUCGGACAACUUCGUGAGCCCAGGAGGGCCGACGAAUCACAUGAACUCCGCAAUAGGAAACGGCCUCUCUCCACAGGUGAUGGGUCUGCUGAACCCAGGCGGCGUGCCACACCAGCCCCAAAGCGACUACGCCAUCUCCCCCCUGACAGGCGGCCUGGAGCCCCCCAGUGGCAUGGCCGCCAGCUGCAGCCAACGCAUGGACCACAUCAAGGGUCUUGAGGGUCUCUCCAGUGUUCCCUCCAUGUCAGCACUGCCCCAGUUCCAGUCCACACCGUCCUACAGUUCACCAGGCUACACUGUGGACCACGUCGCGUCCUACCAGUACAGCCAGUACGGGCAAAAUGCCCUUCCUUAUUUGAGGCCUGAGAUCACCUGAUCAGCCGCUUCACAGAGGGACAGGUCCGCGGGUGUCUGUGUACAGCGACUGAAAAGCCUUAACAUUUGGACCAAAAACUGCUUUCGUUUAUUAGGACACAUUCCCUGCUGCAGGAUCUUCUCUGUGGAGCGACAGACUAUUUUAUAAACGUAAAAGAAGGGAUCUUAAGAUAGAAUAUUAGAGCAAAGACUGCACACUGAUAGUAGACAUUCCUGCAUCUACCGCAGAGAGGCACUUUCCACUGACAUUAGCAAAGAUCACAAAGUGUCUCUGCUUGUGGCAUCUUUGGAAAGACCCCAAACCCGACUCUGUACGGCAGCCUACCUUAAUGGGAACUGUUUACAUAGCUGAACGUUGCAUCAUCACUUGUAAAAUUCCACAUAUCAUCUUCAAAUCAGUCAAUCCCAGUCGUAGCAGGAAAAGAAAGGGGCUCAGUUGAUUUUUGUUACAUUCACUCAUUUGAGAUGUCCACACCCCACACAUGGAGAGAAAUUCCUGAGAGAACAAAAACAAACACAAGCUAAUGAAUCUGGGGCUUUUUUUUUUUUCUCUACAGUAUCAGACGCCCUAAUGUACACUCCAGCUGUACAACAGGCAGAGUUCGGUCAAGCGUCCCCCCUGCAUCCCCAAAUCCCCCGUCUCUCCCUGUCUCUGCUUCCAUCCGUCCCUCUGUCUUGCUGGUGUUUUUGGACGCCAAGGCGAAAAUCCCAGUCUUUUGUAGUUUUUCAGAUCAGCUCGGAGGAGGUCAAAGGGUGACUUAGACGAGAGUGACAGAUGAGAGAGCUGGCAGUGGAGGGCAGCAAAAGAAGUAGCUUUAAAGAAUAGUGGGGAGGGGUGGAGAGGACAAGCAAGAUCGAUCACAGCGUAAAAGAAAACCUUUAAAGGUCCCGAAGUGCUCAGAGAAAGCCAAUGGGUCACAAGUCACGACUGAGGGACAUUUGAGAAACAGAAAGAGUUAAAGACUGAAGGCAGCAGUUUGCCCAGCUGACCAAAAGUGCAAUAUCACAUAUCUUAGAGACCACCCUCCCAUUAAAAGUUGUUUGAAGACAAAUACAUGCAUAAGAUACAUGUCUGGAAGUCUUAAGAAACACUUUGGAUUCAUACCUUGGAUCAAAUUUUGAACACGUGUGCCUUAAAAGCUUUUGGGUCCAAAACAAAUAGGCAACACUUCUAACACUGAAGAGCAACGUUUCAAAAAGGACUAAGGGAUAACAUGGAAGAAACACAAAGCCAAAAUUCUUCAGUUUAUUGCUUUGUGUUGCUUCUGAUCUAUUUGUUUUCUUGCAGUUUGCAAAGGAAAUAAAUGCAGAUUUGAUUUGAUGCAUAAAGUCCUAGUCUUAAAGCUGCAGCAUAUAACUUUUAUAAAAAGGUAUUCUUUAUGCAUUUGUUAAAACUGUCAUUUUGUCAUGACUAUGAGACAGAUGAUCUGUGGAUAAAAAUGAAGCUCCUCUGCCUCCUCCCUGUGGUUCAACUGCCAUCUGCAGAAAUACACAUCUUGGUCAGAAACAACCAGUUAGAGCCAGGAGGAAAAUCUUACCGAUGUCAAGCUCGCUAGUGUAUGCGGCUGCGCUACUGGCGGAAAAACAAUCUAACAUUACAGAAAUAUUGUUUAUUCGCUGUCAUUGGAGGGCCCCCUGUGGAGAAAGAGCUGUGGCCUAGCAGAGAGCAAGAUGGAAGAGCAUGAUUGACAGCUCUAAGACCCUUCACCUGGCUCUGAUUAGUUGUUUCUGACCAAGCAGUGUAUUUCUGCAGAUGGCAGUAGUGCCACACAGCGAGGAUGCAGAUUAGAUCAGUAUUUUUCUAAGAUUGCCUUAACUCACAUUUUACUGUCGAUACAUGGUGACAGUUUUAACAACAUAAGUAUAAAUAAAUAUAUUUUUAGUAAAGUUGCCUACUGUAGCUUCACAAAUGCACUUGUUGUGGAUAUGAAUGUCAGAUUCAUUUUGGGAAACUGAACUGUUCACAAGAACUGGGUGCACUACUUUGAAUUUAUUUUCUUCAAUCCAAACUGGGUCAAAAAUAUACAUGAAGGCCCCAGUUGUAUGUCCAACCUAACAUUUGGUCAUAGUCCCAUAACAGGUUGCAGAGAAACCAGAGAAAUAUCUUCUACUUCCAGCUACAACACAGACUGGGAACUUGACCACUCUUCUAAUGGUAAUGGUCAUUUAAGUUGGCGCAGACUCGGCUUUUCAUCGUAGUUCAUACUUUCUCUGGACUUAAGGCAGCACCAUCACACAAGCCUAGUAUUUGCUGCCUUUAUUCAGAAGCCAAUGGGAUGUUUGUUUAAUUUCAUUGCCCUGUUGUGUCAAACUUUCAUUGAGUGUUUGAAUUGAAGGAAAUUUUUAGACUCCAGGAAUAACCGUGCAUAUUCAUUACUCCACCCAGUUUGUGGUAUCCACUGCUACCACUGGAAUAAUAACAGUACCUCAUAAUGAUGACAUCACCAUGCUUUGAUACCAAAUAGUUACCAAACAAGUGAAACUUGGACACAAACAACAGGACAAUGAUACCUUUGUUUUUAAAGGGGGGUCUCUUAUGUAAUAUCAGCAUACCUCCCCAAAAUUGCUUUGAUUCUGUCAUGCAUUUUUAACAAAUCCUUGAAUCUCCUAUGGCAGCCAUUUGGGAAAGUCUAAACAACUCUAAAAAAAAAUUUCUAAUACUCCUUCAGACUAGCGGCAGCAACAAUUAGCAAACACCUGGUGUAACAGCACGUCUGCUGAGCUAAGACUGGUUGUUAACAUCAUGGAGAAGUAUUGCAGUGAUGUCAUACUGAAAGCAGUGUCGGAAAGAGUUGGAGCUUCUUGAAGAGACGGAGACCCAUUUUAAGGUGUCAGAAUCAGUUAUAACACAAAGUCAAAUUUCUAUACUCCAUUUUCAUAAGAGCUGAAGGUAGCGUAGUGACUUGAUUGUGCUAUGAAAUUAAGCAGAAUUAGAAGAGUGGCCAAAUAUUCAGCCUCAUGUAAGCGGGGAGUUUUUUGGUGGGUAUAAAAAGUGUUUGGUUUCUCUGCAUCCCAUUAAGAGAAAUAUUUCUUUCCUGAAAAAAACAAAAAAAAAAAAAAAAAAAGAUUAAACUGGAUCACGAAAAAAACCCCAAACUAAAAUGAUAUUCAUCUCCUGAUAAGUUGAUGCACAUUUUUAAGCAGAGCUGUACAUAUCUAUUGUUAUUAUGUGGUGUGUGACAGCAGUGUUAUAGAAAACUAUUCACCGCGGUCCAACAAACUGGCGGCUUCAAAAGUACUUCAACCAUAAAACUUCCAGAAGCGCUUUUGUUUUUGUCCUUCAGUCUGCACAGACUGAUGCAGCCUUUUCAUUCCCAUGAUAUAUAUUUUUUGUAUUACUUGACAAAGCGAUGUGACGUCAUGUCAUGUGUACAAAAGCAUUAUAAUUUCUAUUUAUAAUAAAAGAAAACCCCUGAAAAUA
Messenger RNA from Poeciliopsis prolifica (blackstripe livebearer), 5286 nucleotides. It is a transcript of the gene pax3b, whose product is annotated as paired box 3b. Gene Ontology annotation, biological process: regulation of transcription by RNA polymerase II; anatomical structure development. The record is from RefSeq and is a predicted model, not a curated record. NCBI's taxonomy places the organism in Eukaryota, Metazoa, Chordata, Actinopteri, Cyprinodontiformes, Poeciliidae. Gene Ontology annotation, molecular function: DNA-binding transcription factor activity, RNA polymerase II-specific; RNA polymerase II cis-regulatory region sequence-specific DNA binding.